Molecule: messenger RNA, 3354 nt
Organism: Neogale vison (American mink)
Lineage: Eukaryota; Metazoa; Chordata; Mammalia; Carnivora; Mustelidae
Gene: DLAT
Product: dihydrolipoamide S-acetyltransferase
Exons: 14
Coding region: 266-2209 (647 amino acids)
Biological process (GO): pyruvate decarboxylation to acetyl-CoA
Cellular component (GO): pyruvate dehydrogenase complex
Molecular function (GO): dihydrolipoyllysine-residue acetyltransferase activity
Source: RefSeq, a predicted model, not a curated record
UGCAUUGGCUCCGCUGGAACGCCCCUGCCCCUGUGGCUGGAAAAUAGUCUACCCUACCUGCCGCCAGCCACCCUUUCCUCUACUCCCUGGAGGAAGAGCGGACGUUCCACCCAUUUCUGGGCUGGGGAGGGGUGCGGUGAAUCCUCGGAGCCUAUUUUACGACAAUGUGCGGCCGUGCGGCGCGGCUGACGGCAACGCCACACUGCUCUUGGAGAGGUCACUCCGGAGACGGCGUUGGUUUUGGGGUGUGGGGGUUGCUGGCACUAUGUGGCGCGUCUGUGCUCGACGGGCCCAGAAUGCGGCCCCAAGGGCGGGGUUCGGGGCUCGGUGGGCGGCCUUGCGGGAGGACCCGGGAGCUCCAUGCGUGACUCCGCGGGCUGGUGCGGGUCCGGCUCGUUGCAGUAGUGGGACCACGGCGUAUGGCAGGGUCCGGGCACUCUGCGGCUGGAGCCCCAGCUCGAAGGACACACAGAGGAACCGCCUCCUGCUGCAGCUUUUGGGAUCGUCCAGCCGCCGCUGGUAUAGCCUGCCCCCUCAUCAGAAGGUCCCGUUGCCCUCUCUUUCCCCCACAAUGCAGGCAGGCACCAUAGCCCGUUGGGAAAAAAAGGAAGGGGAGAAAAUCAAUGAGGGUGAACUAAUUGCAGAGGUUGAAACUGAUAAAGCCACUGUUGGGUUUGAGAGCCUGGAGGAGUGUUACAUGGCAAAGAUACUGGUUGCUGAAGGUACCAGAGAUGUUCCAGUUGGAGCGAUCAUCUGUAUCACAGUUGAAAAGCCUGAGGAUAUUGAGGCCUUUAAAAAUUACACAUUGGAUUCCUCGGCAGCACCUACCCCGCAGGCAGCUACAGCACCAACCCCUGCUGCCCCUGCUUCUCCACCUACACCUUCUGCUCAGGCUCCCGGUAGCUCAUAUCCCACUCACAUGCAGGUGGUUCUUCCUGCCCUCUCUCCCACCAUGACCAUGGGCACAGUUCAGAGAUGGGAAAAAAAAGUGGGUGAGAAGCUAAGUGAAGGAGAUUUAUUGGCAGAGAUAGAGACUGACAAGGCCACUAUAGGUUUUGAAGUACAGGAAGAAGGUUACCUGGCAAAAAUCCUGGUCCCUGAAGGCACAAGAGAUGUCCCUUUAGGAACUCCACUUUGUAUCAUUGUAGAAAAAGAGGAAGAUAUACCAGCAUUUGCUGACUAUAGGCCAACCGAAGUAACUGAUUUAAAACCGCAAGCACCACCAUCUACCCCACCUCCGGUGGCCCCUGUUCCUCCGACUCCCCAACCUGUAGCACCUACACCUUCAGCCACCCGCCCAGCUACUCCUGCCGGACCCAAGGGAAGGUUGUUUGUUAGCCCACUUGCAAAGAAACUGGCAGCAGAGAAAGGGAUUGAUCUUACACAAGUAAAGGGCACGGGACCAGAAGGCAGAAUCAUUAAGAAGGACAUCGACUCUUUUGUGCCUACUAAAGCUGCUCCUGCUCCAGCAGCUGCUGUGCCUGCCACGGCUCCAGGAGUGGCACCCGUUCCUACAGGUGUCUUCACAGACGUCCCAAUCAGCAACAUUCGUCGUGUUAUUGCACAGCGGUUAAUGCAGUCUAAGCAAACCAUACCUCAUUAUUACCUUUCCAUUGAUGUAAAUAUGGGAGAAGUUUUGUUGGUACGGAAAGAACUUAAUAAGAUGUUGGAAGGGAAAAGCAAAAUUUCUGUCAAUGACUUCAUCAUAAAAGCUUCAGCUUUGGCAUGUUUAAAAGUUCCAGAAGCAAAUUCUUCUUGGCUGGACACAGUUAUAAGACAAAACCAUGUUGUGGAUAUCAGUGUAGCAGUCAGUACCCCUGCAGGACUCAUUACACCGAUCGUAUUUAAUGCUCAUAUAAAAGGACUGGAAACCAUUGCUAAUGAUGUUGUUUCUUUAGCAACCAAAGCACGAGAGGGUAAACUACAGCCUCAUGAGUUCCAGGGUGGCACUUUUACAAUCUCCAAUUUAGGAAUGUUUGGAAUUAAGAACUUCUCUGCUAUUAUUAACCCACCUCAAGCAUGUAUUUUGGCAAUUGGUGCUUCAGAAGAUAGGCUGGUUCCAGCAGAUAAUGAAAAAGGAUUUGAUGUGGCUAGCAUGAUGUCUGUUACUCUCAGUUGUGAUCAUCGGGUUGUGGAUGGAGCAGUUGGAGCCCAGUGGCUUGCUGAGUUUAGAAAGUACCUUGAAAAACCCAUCACCAUGUUGUUAUAAUUAACCGAAUAAUUUCUAGACUCUCCCAGGUCACAGUGGUUCAUUCUUACCUGAUAUAAAUAUGUUAUUACACAGGUGGUUCUUUUUAUUUUAAACUUAACCAGUUGUUUUUGAGUCUGUCCAGAUAAGUUAUUUGUAAUGGGCAUUACUGAAUUUUUUAAAUGCCAAUUACACCCACAUAUUGUACACAUUUAAUGAACAACAUUUAAUGAUUUUGAACUGUGUAUUCCUAGUCAAGGGAACAUGUGGCCUGGCCUUUUGGUGAUAAGUACUUCCAUCGGGAAAUGUAGAGCUAGAACUGUGGUUCCCUGUUGAAACAGAUACAUAAAGGUAAUCUGGAUGAAACCUUGAGGUUUUGAAAUUUAAUUGCCUCAAAUGUUUUGCUCAUUUGAGAGAAAGAGAAGUCAAGGAAAAAAGAGAAGUCCAUUCUCUUUGGAGAAAGGCUCUGAAUUGAACUUGAUUUUGGAAUUUAACCCCAAUUUAAAUUUUUCUGUUACAUGAUCCUGGUUUAUUAUGGAUGGGAAGGGUAGAGAACGUCAAGAAAAAUAAGUGAAAUUUUAAAAGUUAACAUUCUCUUAGACUUCUCCAACCAGCUGUCUGUCCUUUGUUUAUUUUUCUAUGAAUCCCAAAAUGGUUGUUUUGCCCCUUGAGAUGAAGAUAUAAAUAUAAACUGGCACUUGUUAUAAAAGAAUUUGCGUGGGUAUUUAUUUAAACAACUUACAUGCGUAAUUUUGAGAGCAGAAUUUAAAAUUACCUUCAAAUAAAAGAAUAUGCUUAUAGAAUUUAACAGAAAGUAAGCGGGUUCCAUGGUGUAAUGGUUAGCACUCUGGACUCUGAAUUUAACAGAAAGUAGAAAUUAUUCCUCAAUAAUUAACUGUUGGUUACUUGCAAAUGAACUUAAUUAUCAGAAUCUGUUACUCAAAUGACUUUGGAAAUCUGUUAUCAAGAAACUGUCGAGUAAGUGUACAUAUGUAAAGUAUGGUUUCUAGUGAGAUAUGUGCCAAAGUCCAUUUACCACCAAGUCCUGUCUGAAGGGAAGAGGGGGAGAGAGACAUUGCUAAGCAGUUGGGAGUGCUAAAAGAUUAGAAGCAAAGUUGUCAUUUCUACUUGGAUAAAGUAAAAAAUGUUCAGUGUGUACAAAGAAA